Molecule: messenger RNA, 663 nt
Organism: Saccostrea echinata
Lineage: Eukaryota; Metazoa; Mollusca; Bivalvia; Ostreida; Ostreidae
Exons: 5
Coding region: 1-663 (220 amino acids)
Source: RefSeq, a predicted model, not a curated record
AUGGCUGAGAAAAGUGUUUUUGCAGCACUUGGUCAGAGUAUCCAAAAAACCAUCACCGGCUGCAUUAGUGACAACGUUACUUUGGUCUUUGAUCUCCCUGAAAAUAAGUCUCUUACUGUGGAUAGUUAUAUUUGGUAUAAACAGGCUUUACCAAGGGAUCCAAGCUUUGCCAAAUACAAAGUAGCUGAUAAAAACUUCCAAAUAUUCGUAGAUGAUGUCAAAGGUCGACUUCUCCACAAUCAUGAUGAUUCAUCACAGCUGAAAAAUUUAGUUUUACUGAAUGUGCAGAAAAGUGACAUCUCUAAAUAUGUUCUUGUGAUUAACUAUGUCAAUGUUACACAACAGUCAUCGGAGUUUGUUUUGCAAUUGUCAGUAAGAGAUCUUUGCUUUCAAAAACCCGAGCAAGUUGAGGGAUGUGCAGUAUCAACAUGUUUCACAGGAGAGAAUGGGAAGCUAACAAUGAUAUACGGUAAUGAAACAGGCAUGACACAAACAGUAAAUGGCUACAAAGUGAUAACAAACUGUACCAGAGGUGUAUCUGUCAGCUAUAAAUGCUGUAAUGCAGCUGGGAAUUGUGAGGUGCAAACGUUCAAAGUACCUGAACCUGUUGUAGAUUUUCAGGUUACAUUUUUGUCCAUAGUAUGGACUCUCAGUAAGAGGUGA